AUGGGAGCCCUUCGCCUCUCUCUUGCUCUCUUCUUCCUCAUCUCCUCUCCUGUACAAGCACAGUGGUGGAGUUUACUCUGGGCAAGCCCCAAAACCAGCCCCAGCUCUUCUCCUCCCUCCGUUCCUCCCUCUGUCUCCUCUCCAUCCAUCACCUCCCCGGGCCCUUCUGACACCCCGCGGACAACAGAGCUGGUGGGAAAGGAGAACGGGGUGAUGGAGAAAACAGUGGAGGGUAGAACUAAGACAGAGGGGUCUGUUCUGGCUCCUACACCCAGCCCAAGAGUAUUAAUCUCUGGCACUGCAGAACCUGGGAUGCUACCCCCAGAAAAGAGUGCAAGUGGAGGCAGCAAAACCAGGUCCCAGUACAAACCACUGAAACACUGGAAGAGUGAGCGGGGCCCAGGAGAUCAUCUGGACCUGACUGAUUUAAUUGGCGUACCCCUCCCUCCCUCAGUCUCUUUCACUCCUGGCUAUGAGGGUUUCCCAGCCUACAAAUUUGGACCUGAAACCAACAUUGGCCGGCUCACCAAGACCUUUGUGCCAGGGUCAUUCUACAAGGACUUUGCCAUCAUCGUCACGGUGCGUCCAGCCACCCAAAGAGGAGGCGUACUCUUUGCCAUCACAGAUGCCCGUCAAAAAGUGGUGGAGCUGGGUUUGGCCCUCACUCCAGUCCGUGGGGGCCUCCAGAGCAUCUUACUGUACUACACUGACAGAGAGCAGGCCUCCCAUAGCCACAAAGCUGCAGCCUUCAGUGUCCCUGAUAUGACUGACCAGUGGACACGGUUUACGGUGGUGGUGGAGCAAGAUGAAGUGCGUCUCUACAUGGACUGUGGAGAGGCAGAGAGGGUUACUUUCCAUCGGAGGCCAGAAAGACUCACUUUUUCUCACAACUCAGGCAUCUUUGUAGCUAAUGCAGGAAGCACGGGGCUUGACAAGUUUGUGGGGUCCAUUCAACAACUGGUGAUAAAAGAUGAUCCAAGGGCAGCUGAGGAGCAGUGUGAGGAUGAUGAUCCUUAUGCCUCAGGAUAUGCCAGCGGAGAUGAUUCUCUGGAUGACAGAGAGACGGAGGAGGAAAUGAUGAAGAGCACACAGGAGAGAAAACACAGCACAGCAAAGAAGGAGGACAGUGUUCCAGUUAUUGCUCCACCCACUGAAGCUCCAGAGGUGGAGCUCGAUGAGUAUUCUGGUCAAAUGACUCCAACGGAGGCCAAUGAAGAAAUGAUGAUAAGAGGGCCACACCGGACAGAAGAGGCAGGAGAGAGAUCAGGAGAUGGUCUUGUCAGGCCUGGGUUAAAAGGAGAGCGUGGAGUUCCCGGACCACCUGGCCCACCUGGUCCUCCAGGACCUACCACUCCACCUGGGAAAGCUCAGCCUGGACCAAGGGGGCCACAAGGGCCGCCAGGCAUCCCCGGAGCCCCUGGACUACCAGGGAAAGAUGGACAGCAGGGGAGCAAUGGAGAGAAAGGAGAUCCGGGUCAGAGAGGACCUCAAGGAUUUCCAGGUUUGGAUGGAGAACCUGGAGCCAAAGGAGAGAAGGGAGACCCAGGAAUUGGUUUGCCAGGCCCUCCCGGCCUCCCUGGGCCACCUGGACCCCCCAGAUCACGGAGUGUACCUUACGGAGCAGACGCCCUGGGUUCUGGGUUUGAAGACCUGGACAGUGAUACUGAACUCAUCAGGGGUCCUCCUGGUCCACCAGGGCCUCCUGGUCCUCCUGGUCCUCCUGGACCCAACCUGUCACCCGAGACAGCUGAGGGCCUCUCUCUUGGUCAUGCUGGACCACCUGGUGCUCCCGGUAGAGACGGACUGGCAGGCAAACCUGGAACACCAGGUCCAGCAGGAAAAGAUGGGGCUCCAGGUCUACCAGGAACUGUAGGAGAGAAGGGUGACCAAGGGCUACCUGGGCCACCUGGACCAAAGGGUGAAUGUGGGUCUGUGGGCACAGAAGGGUCUCCAGGGCCCCAAGGGCCCAUGGGUCCACAGGGGAAGAGAGGCCCAGUAGGUCCCCCUGGACCCCCUGGUCCCCCAGGACCUCCAGGAACCAAAUUCUUUGUAGAGGACAUGGAGGGAUCUGGGAAGAGUGACAUGGUCAUUGGAGCUGGAGUCUUAGGCCCACAGGGUCCCCCUGGUCUACCUGGCCCACAAGGACCUAAGGGUGAAGAUGGGGCCCCAGGAGCUCCAGGGCUCUCUGUCAAGGGUGAACCAGGAGACCCAGGACCAGAGGGUCUUCAGGGUCCUGCUGGACUACCAGGUGCCAGGGGGCCCAAAGGAGAAAAAGGCAGUGCAGGACCUAAGGGUGAUCAAGGCGCUGAUGGACUCAGUAUUCCAGGACCACCUGGGCCCCCUGGACCACCUGGGCCUAUGAUUAAUCUGCAGGAUUUGCUCCUCAACGCUACAGAUGGUGUUUUCAACUUCACAGAGAUCAGAGGACCACCAGGGCCCGUGGGCCCUGAAGGGUUGCCAGGCAGAGCUGGAUUUCCUGGUCCCAGGGGGCCAAAGGGAGACUUAGGCCCUCCAGGUAUUCGUGGGCCAGCAGGAAUCAAGGGAGAAAAAGGAGAGCCAGGGGUGACCAUUGCUGCUGACGGAUCUAUCUUAUCUGCACCGAGGGGCCCCCAAGGGCCCAAAGGCAUCAAGGGUGACCAUGGGUUCCCCGGACCGCCUGGAGUUAUGGGCCCUGUAGGACCUCAUGGACAAAAAGGUGAAUACGGCUUCCCCGGUCGCCCGGGGCGACCUGGUUUGCCUGGAAGGAAAGGCGACAGAGGAGAUUCUGUUGGCCUGCCGGGACCACCAGGUCCUCCAGGCCCACCUGGACUCCCAGGAAGAAUUCUUGGUCUGAAUGGAACAGUGUUCCCGGUGCGCCCCAGACCGCACUGCAAAAAGGGACGAGAGUCAGUGACAGUUGGAGCUAAAGGAGACAAAGGAGAAGAGGGACUACCUGGAGAACCAGGGACACCAGUACUUGGAUUUCCAGAUGGCAUUGUGGGUGCUAGAGGUGAUCAGGGAUACAAAGGCCAGAAGGGAGAAAAGGGUGACGCCGGUCUGCCUGGUCCUCCAGGACUGCCUGGGAGGUCAGGACUUGUGGGUCCAAAAGGUGAGUCCAUCGUGGGCCCCACAGGUCCGGUUGGGGCUCCUGGCCUGCCUGGAGCCCCUGGAUUUGGACGACCUGGACCCCGAGGUCCCCCCGGCCCUGCUGGACCCCCUGGACCUGCACCUCCAUAUGGAUCAGCUGUCAAUACACCUGGCCCUCCUGGUCCUCCCGGUCCACCAGGGGCUCCAGGAUACGCCAACCCGGUGACCACCUAUAAAACAAUCAACGCUCUGAUCAGAGAGAGUCGACGGGCUGCAGAGGGAACCCUGGCUUACGUGUCUGAGAACGGAGGAGAGCUGUACGUUCGAGCACGUAAUGGCUGGCACAAGAUCCAGCUUGGAGAGUUGAUCGAGCAUGAACCUUCCUCCUCUGCGGCGUCUCAGGCCCUCAGCAGGCCUGGAGGGUGGAGCAGACCGCACAGGAUCCACAGCCAGGAGCUGCAGGAGGGCAGUAGAGGAUAUCAGCCCAGCUAUAACGUACUACCCCAGACCUUCAACGCUGUUCCUGGGCUCCAUCUGGUUGCUUUGAACGCUCCUCUGAAAGGGGAUAUGCGCGGUAUCCGGGGGGCAGACUUCCAAUGCUACCAGCAGGCGCGCUCCAUGGGACUGACAGCCACAUACAGGGCCUUCCUGUCCUCACACCUUCAGGACCUGGCAACCAUUGUGAGGAAGGCGGACCGCACUGACAUGCCAGUGGUUAAUCUCAGGGGUGAAGUGCUGUUCAGUAGUUGGAUGUCCAUCUUCUCUGGGAAUGGAGGCACAUUUAACCCGUCCAUACCCAUCUACUCCUUUGAUGGACGCAACAUUAUGACUGACCCAGCAUGGCCAGAGAAGCUGGUGUGGCACGGCUCCAGCGCCGUUGGCAUCCGUCUGACCACAAACUACUGCGAGGCGUGGAGGACGGCUGACAUGGCGGUGACGGGCCAGGCAGCACUGCUGCAGACGGGACGACUGUUGGGACAGCACCCCCGCUCCUGCUCCAACCACUACAUCGUGCUGUGUAUAGAGAACACAUAUGUGGGAAACACACAUCCGAGGAGGACCUGAAGAGACAGAGGAAACACACACACACACAAAAACACACACAUUAACACAUAAAGAAACACACAUGCAGGCAUGCUGAAAGUAGAAAAUGUGACAUGAAUGGGAAACACAUGCAGGCACAUUCACACGUCAUGAUUACAUGUCACUGUUUGGGUAGAAAUGACAUUCAAGUACAGACUGCGGGCACUUCUGUUCACACACACGCACAGCAUGCACUCAAGCACAGAAACAUGAGCACAGCACACACACAAACACAACAUACACACACGUUUAACUUCCUUUCACUUUGUUUGGUUUCAUCUUUAGUUCCCACCUGAACCCAAGUGUAAUCCUGUCACACAGCCGUCCAUGUUUCAGUUAUUUAUAUUCACUCUAAACAUGUAGCAGCACAUCAUGUCUUCUCAGAGAGCUUUGGGAUUAUUGACACAUAUUGAAAAGAGAUGUAGAUCUGAGGAACUUAAAGGUUCACACCAGUCUUUUUACACUACGUUAUAUUUUAUACUUUUUAUUUUUGUUAGGAUUUGUUUUGUUUUUUUUUUUGCCAAUUCCAGGCAGCCAUAGGUUUUAAUUUAGUUCCCUACAGUAUGAAAAUCAAUUAGCAUUAAGUCUGCGUAUUUUUUGUCAAAGCAGACUUGAUGUACCGUGAUGGAUUUAACAAGUCUCAGGAGUCUGCUCAUAGAUUUCCACACUGUCUGAAAAUAAAUGGAAACCAGUGGAUGGAACUGUAGAAAACACACGUUUCUAACGGUGAAUUAGAAACAGUUUCUGAAACACAACAGCAUAGUUUGCAAAAUGGUUAGCUGUGGUGUAAUAUACAUAUACAGUUUACCUGGUAGUAAAUGGGCUAAAACUACUGUUAUGGUCUCGUAAGUUCUCAUUAUUUUCCAUUUUUGUGGAAAAGAAAUGUGGGUGAACGUGACCCAUGUAUGAAUUUCAACCUGGUAUCUGAUAUCACCACAGUGUUUUAGUUUAGACUGAGUCCUGUGUAGCUGUUUGAACAGUGCCACCUGAUUUACAGUUUCCAGGUUAUUCAAAAAAAUUAAAUAAUCAGAUGUGAGUCGAUGUAGGAUGAUGAUUGCUCUGUAAAGGAUAAGACUGGAAACGUCCUAUAUUUUUGUUAUUGUCAGCAAAUCCCAUGAAAGGACCAAAACCAACAAUGUAUGAGUCCUGCAGUGGAGCUCUGUGGCUCAGAGGAAUAACACACACACAGGGCCUGUCAGUGGGAUACAUUAACUGUGAUCUGCGGACAAUAAACAAACAUAUGGAAUAUCACCAGACUUACCGUUUACAUAUGAGCACAAUGUGAACAGUUUCGAAAGCAUAUGGUACACUGUACACACUCAUAUUUCAUAUUUUAGAUGUAAAUACACUGUAUGGAAACUACUUCCUAUCGACAAAGUCAAAUUCAUCCAAUCACAGCUUCACUUACUCAUGUUUCCUCCUGUUUUUUUCUUUGUUUUUGUUUUUUGGCCAAAAUCCAGCCAAAAAAAAAAAAAAAGUCUGGAUUUUCCCAAAAACAUUUUACCACUAAGUUCUUGUUAAUGUUGUAUCUACAGAUGUUAAAACCAUAUUGAAGAGAUUAGUCAUGCAAGGAAAACAAAACAAAAAGAUCCAAGGAAAAUUUGCCAAGAAUCUCAGCCUGUUUCAGCUACAGAUAGAGAAGUACAUGCAUAACCCUGAAGGUUACAUUCAGAAUCACAGUAUGCCCCCCCCCCCCCCGCUGAAAACAUGUGCACUCACCAUCACCUUUGUUUACACUGGCUCAUUAAUGAUGAUCGUCCUCACAAAGUCAGUUUCAGAAUAUUUAAACACGUUUCUUCUGUUUUUCUGAACUUCUGAUCUGAACUAGUCUCAUUAAACAUUAACAUCUGUGCUUUAGCUUUAGUGUUAGAGUUGAAAUCAAUGUAUGAUUUUCAUUAAUUUAUACUGUAGCAGGACAUAGUGUGAAAAUCUAGAGUUCACUUUCAGAUUUUGAUGAAGUUGGAUUGUGUAUAUAUAAAUAUACAUAUGUGUUUUGUUAUCGUGCAAAAUGUUUUUGUUUUUUACUCCGUAGAGGUAGAUUUUAUAUGUCGCACACUAAAUGACUAAGGUUUUCUCUCACCAUGUGUUGACUGAGGCGUAGUUCCAGUGCUCUGCCUGUAAAGAUAAUGUCGGCCUGGCUGAUGUUUUGAUUUUUAAGUGUUUUAGUUCUCCUAAUGUCUGUGAUUGUGAUGUUUCUCUACAGACAAAACUUGAGUUUCUGAGAAAAGAGAACAUUUGUGCGGACUGGU
This is a messenger RNA of Toxotes jaculatrix (banded archerfish), 6398 nucleotides long. RefSeq names its product collagen, type XV, alpha 1b (gene col15a1b). The transcript has 43 exons. Gene Ontology annotation, cellular component: basement membrane. Bases 1 to 4131 code for a protein of 1376 amino acids. The record is from RefSeq and is a predicted model, not a curated record. Lineage: Eukaryota; Metazoa; Chordata; Actinopteri; Toxotidae.